AUGCAAUCAUUCAAAUUCUGGUCUUUGCUUGGGCUUCUGAGUACUGGAAUAGACUCUGUCAGCGCUAUUCCAGGAUCAGGUGUGAAAUUGAACCGGGACGAGCACAGUGAUGAAAUUCACAGUCCUAGCUUCUGGUCCGGCGACCCGAAGACCCAUGCCUAUACCUGGGAGUCGAAGCAAACUUCAAUUUCGCCCUCAACUACCGUUUGGUAUACUGAGACCACGGUCGCACAUACGACUACCACUUGUCCCCCGUCACCUGAAAAUAGCACAGUGAUUGUCUCCGACGUGUCGACGAUAUCCUGGAAACUUACAAGCACAACAACCUAUUCCACAACCUUGACCUAUGAGUAUUCUUCUAUCACAACAUCACCUCCUCCUAAUCCGUGUCCAACAUCAUGCAAAGUCUCUGCUGGCACGGUCAAUUUGUUCUACUGGCCAACGGAUCAGCCAUACGACUACCCGACAACACACUUCGAUGAGCACCUCGAUUAUACCUUGUAA
Messenger RNA from Penicillium manginii, 504 nucleotides. RefSeq lists its product as uncharacterized. NCBI's taxonomy places the organism in Eukaryota, Fungi, Ascomycota, Eurotiomycetes, Eurotiales, Aspergillaceae. The record is from RefSeq and is a predicted model, not a curated record. Bases 1 to 504 code for a protein of 167 amino acids. The transcript is spliced from 2 exons.